Molecule: messenger RNA, 827 nt
Organism: Closterium sp. NIES-67
Lineage: Eukaryota; Viridiplantae; Streptophyta; Zygnematophyceae; Desmidiales; Closteriaceae
Source: the annotation of a GenBank genome assembly
CUGUAUCCGAGCUUUAUUGCAGCCAAGCAGCCUUGGCACGGAGCAAACUCAAUAUCGCGUACACCUGGCAUCAGAAUCUUUAGCCCCUGACUGACAAUUUUAGCGGUUGCUGACAUACUUAGGCGAUUAGUCCCUUAGCUCUCUCGACGAGCUCGGCUAUGGCAGACGAUCACAUACAGCCGUAUAAGUCCCCGGCUCUGGCAGACGAUUUAUUUGAUUCGAUCUCGCCUCCCCCACCUACGCGAUGCCGUGUAGUUAUCGAUCCGUCGCUCUUAACGCGGACGCAGCUCUCCCAGGGCCUCAGCCACAGCCUGAUCGCGCUGCCACGUGGCAUCACCACCGUCAGCCAGCUGGCGAGCCACGUGGUCGAAUCGUUUGGGCUGAAGGCUUCGUGCAAAGCGGGAGUGGCCCUACAGGUGGACGGAUUCGUGCUGCCAGCGUGGCAGCCUCUCUCUGUGGUGGGCCGCAAUGACGUCAUCAGGGUAUGCCGAAUCAACCGCAAGCUACCGCUUACGCCACACACUGAAUCCACUCCUCAGCACCGCACUCCACUGCUCGCGCAGCACCCAGCCUAUGCCUCUCCUCAGUUUCAUGCCCUUCCCGUUGCGAACUACCCUCCCCCGGAUCCCACCUCCCCGUUCCCAGCCCUGGGGUGGGUGGUACCUGGGGGCGGUGAGAAGGCGGUUUCUGGGGGAGGUGAGGACGGGAGAAGUGAGGGAGAAAAGAGGAGUGGUAAGGAAAAGAAGAGAGGAAAGAAGCGGAAGGAGGAGGGAAGGAGGGACGAGGAGGGGAAGGAAACUGCAGUGGAGAAAGAUUUGAUCGACUCA